This is a messenger RNA of Tachysurus vachellii, 727 nucleotides long. It is a transcript of the gene crybb2, whose product is annotated as crystallin, beta B2. NCBI's taxonomy places the organism in Eukaryota, Metazoa, Chordata, Actinopteri, Siluriformes, Bagridae. The transcript is spliced from 5 exons. Gene Ontology annotation, molecular function: structural constituent of eye lens. Gene Ontology annotation, biological process: visual perception; lens development in camera-type eye. The record is from RefSeq and is a predicted model, not a curated record. Bases 41 to 667 code for a protein of 208 amino acids.
UCCUUUGUUUUUAAAGCUCGUCACACCUCUCCUGGUCACUAUGGCAACCGAUCCCCAGAACCCUGCAGCCAAACAACAGAUUCCUGCACCCAACACUUUCAAGCUGAUCGUCUAUGAACAGGAGAACUUCCAGGGUCGCUGCCAUGAGCUGACUGGACCCUGUAACAACCUGCAGGAGGAGGGAGUGGAGAAAGUGGGGUCCAUACUGGUGCUGUGUGGACCGUGGGUGGGGUACGAGCAGCCCGGCUGUAAGGGUGAGCAGUACGUGCUGGAUAAAGGCGAGUAUCCUCGCUGGGAUGCCUGGACUAACAGCCGGCGCAGCGACUGCAUCUUUGCCUUCCGCCCCAUCAAAGUGGACAGCCAGGAGCACAAGAUCGUGCUGUAUGAGAAUCCCAAAUUCACAGGCAAGAAGAUCGAGAUCAUAGACGACGACGUGCCGAGUUUCCACGCUCACGGAUACCAGGAGAAGGUCUCUUCGGCCCGGGUGCAGAGCGGCACCUGGGUGGCGUAUCAGUACCCGGGGUACAGAGGAUACCAGUACCUGUUUGAGAAGGGCGAGUACAAGGAGAAUUCUGAGUUCGGUGCUCAGGUGCCUCAGAUCCAGUCAGUGAGACGCAUCCGUGACCUACAGUGGCACCUGAGAGGAGCUUUUCAGACCUCCACCUGAGCGUUCCUCAUCAUCUCCACCUGAGCCUUCCUCAUCACCUCCACCUGAGCGUUCCUCAUA